UCAACAGAAAGACUAAGUCAGAGAAAAACACUGAGGAUACUGCAUUGUUGAAAUUGUUAAAGACGGAACACCCUCCAUCUGCAAUACAAUCUUAAAAUUCAGGAUGUUGUAGUUGCCGAUAUAGAUAUUUCCUGAAUGGAUUUGAUGUCUUUAUAGAGGAAGGUGCAGUAAUCUGAGCAGCGUAGUCAGGUAUUUGCAUAUUUGUGCAGUCAGUGCAUCUAUAUCAUUACAGCCUCAUUUUUCAAAAUGAUGGACAACUGGAUUAAUACCUCAAACUGACUGGAAUUGACUCCCAACCAUGCAUACAGGUGAUAAUGACAUGCCCAAACUGACCCCUUGACUUGACCUCUGAUAGGUCAGGGCUCAGAUUGGAAUACCCCCAAAAAUACAGACCAGUCCAAACCCCUCAACAUGUCUUUCCCGGAACACUUCACGUCCCCCUUACCCCCCAGACCAGAAGCCAAACCCCGGCCCCCGAUCUCUAGAAAACCCCCUUCCUCCAACGGAGCCCCCUCCACCCCCUCCCAGCUCGGAGAGAUGGGCAGCACAGCCCACAAUUCGGGGGGGAAAGUCAACAGCAUUGUGAGUAAGUUCAGCCACCCAGAGACUAYACCAACCACCAGUGGAGAUGCUACACUAACCACCAAUCCAACUCUCCGUACCCGGGUGCCCAGGAGGGCCCCCACAGUCAAACCCAAACCGACCCGGCCCUCCGUCCAGCAGUCUGAGGGUCYAGACCAGGCUCCUCCACUGCCCAUGAAUAGGAGCCGGAUCCUGCGGCAGGCCAAAAGAGAGACCCCUGGAGGAGAGGAGGGAAAUGGCAUCACAGUCAGUCGAUCAGCACCUGGCGGAAAGGAGGAAGAGCGAAAGCUGAUUGGAGGAGUGGAAGCAGAGGCGGAGCACAGUUCAGACACGCCCCUUAACCCAUGCUUCGACUGGGAAUGCAGCUGUGCUUGCCACAUCCACAUGCCCGGCAUGAAGCUGGUAUGGGUGCCCAUCGAUGAGGACGAGGAAGAAGAUGAAAAGGAGGAGGAGAUUAAGUUGGAGGCGGAAACGGAGGAGGAAGAGAGUGGAGGGGAGGGGACCUCCUUGGCUAUAAAACACCCCCCCAUCCCCCCUAAACAAACCCAAACUUUCCCAAGCCAUUUUAAAGUUUCCGUAGAGGAGGARGAGUCUAUAUAUGAAACUACUCUACUAAUGGUGGAUCCAACACCUAGAAAGAUCUGUCAGGAACUGGACAUUCCCCUUAUCAAGGUUCAGAAACCUGUCCAUUGGUCAAAACUGUCCUCCAGCAACUCGGAGGACAACACUUCGGUCCAGUCCGAUUYGGACCCAUCCCAAACCCAGACUACUGAGGAUGCCCCCGUGGCUAUUCCACCUCGGGUACCUCUCGCCCAGGACAAGUCCAAAACACCCGGCCACAACCUCAUGCCCAUUCCCAGGGGGGGUAUCGCCUUGCCCCAGCCCACCGCGGAGGAGUGGCGCUCCCUGCGCCCCUCACCCCCCAAUCCUUCCGCCAGUCCCAUAGUWCUCCACCGGGCGGGCUACAGCGUCCCCCCACCUCAGCCCCCCAAGACAGGCAUCUCCGUCCAUUCCAUCAAGCAAGCUAUAAAAGAAGAAGAGGAGGAUGGAAGUGCUGAAGGAGAGGAGGAGGACACAGAAGAAGACAGGAGAGGAUACUUUAUUGGCUGGGAGUCCAGACAGCUGGAUGUGCCUCUGUACCAGACGUACCGUGCUACCGUCAUCCACAAGGAGAUCCGGCGCCAGACGGURUGCCGCAACAUCAGCAAGACCAGCGCUGACUACCACAUGGACUGGACCGCACGCCGGGGUGGAGUGGGCAUGGGGUCGGGCGGCUUGGGGGCGGUGGGCAAUGGCAAUGGGGCACCCAGUGCUACUAUUCCGUUGCCCACCCCCGGCCAGAGCACCCUAUGGCAGGACCUACCAGAAGUACGGAAAAGUGGGGUGCUGGAGACCCUCAGCCUGCAACAGUGCAAGUACCAGGAGAGUAUGUUUGAGGUGUUGACAUCUGAAGCGUCGUACGUGCGUUCCCUACGCGUUCUCAAUGAACACUUCCUGGAAUCCCGGGAGCUGGAGGAGGUGCUGAUCAUCCGGGACAGGAAGACUCUCUUCUCCAAUGUCCUGCGAGUCCUGGAGGUCAGCGAGAGUUUUCUGAUGGCCCUGGAGAAGCGUAAGGAAGAGAGUCUGGUGUUCUCCGACAUCUGUGACAUCAUCCAUUUCCAUGCUCAGCACAACUUCCCUGUCUACAUCGACUACAUCCGCAACCAAAUCUACCAGGAUAAGACUUACACCUCCCUCAUGAAAACCAAUGUKGACUUUGCCACGGUCAUCACCCGUCUGCAGGAGUCUCCUCAGUGUCAGAGGCUGCCAUUCAUGUCCUUCCUGCUGCUGCCCUUCCAGCGAAUCACACGCAUCAAGAUACUCAUCGAGAACAUCCUGAAGAGAACAAAUGAAGGGACGAAAGAAGAGCAGACUGCCUCCAACGCCUUGGACUCUGUUUCUAAGAUCAUAGAGGAGUGCAACACCCAGGUGGGAAAGAUGAAACAGGUGGAAGAGCUGAUCCACCUCUCCAAGACGCUGGAGUUUGACAAGCUCAAGGCCAUCCCCAUCAUUUCCCAAACCCGUGUCUUGGAGAAGCGUGGGGAGUUACAGGAGAUGGCCAAAGGAAACACCCUUUUCAACCUGGGUCACAAGUUCACCCCCGUCUACCUCUUCCUCUUCAACGACCUGCUCAUCAUCGCCACCAAGAAGGGUUCAGAGCGUUUCGUGGUGUUGGACCACGCCCACCGCACCCUGGUCCAGGUUGAGCCAAUAGGAGACGACCAGGUCUCCAACCCUAGCUAUGAACACUGCUUCUGUCUGACUCUACUGGAGAACCACCAGGGACGCAUGAUGGAGAGACUGAUGAAGGCCCCUUCACAGUCUGACCUGCACCGGUGGAUAGCAGCGUUCCCUGACCCCAUGAAACCUGAUGGGGACAAGGAGGAGGUUGUCUAUGAGGACUGGGACUGUCCUCAGGUGCAGUGUGUGGAGCAGUAUGUUGCUCAGCAGGCUGAUGAGCUCAACCUAGAAGCCACUGAGAUCAUCAACGUGGUGCGCAAGACCAACGAGGGUUGGUACGAGGGGAUCCGUCUCUCCAACGGACAGAAGGGUUGGUUUCCUGUGGAGAACGCUGUAGAGAUCACCAACGAGCAUGUGCGGCGGCGGAACCUUCGAGAACGCUAUCGGGUCAUUCAGGCCGCCAGCAUCGUCACCAACACCAAGGCCAAGACUACYCCGUAAUGUUGAUGGAACAUCAGGAGAACAUUGACAGAGACUCCGCAGAAUGUCAGUCGAACGUUUACAUAACGUCACUAGAACGUUGCUGGAACAUUAAACUGGAUAGGGGAGAGUGAACCAGUGCUUGCCAUGCAUGCUCCCCUGAAGAACUCUUAGCUGGAGACAUAAGGAGCUUUUGGAGGAGCUCUAUCUUAUCAAAUUGUUUGAUUGGCAUGUUUUGUUUUGUUCAAAUUAUUAAUUUGUGAAGUUAUGGGAUAGUGUUUUUUUACGGAACUUUUAAGAACCAGGAAAUGAUAUGUAGUUUGCCUAAUGUUGAGAGAGCGAGAGAGAGAGCGAGAGCGAGAGAGUGUGUGUGCGUGUGAUAGUGUGUGUGUAUGAACCUGCACCUAACCCCACACUGCCAAAGGAAAGCCCCCAUUGAAAAGUGCCCCUGCGACAAUAUGUGAGUCAGGUAUACCAUGGCAGCAGGUAGCCUAGUGGUUAGAGCGUUGGGACAGCAACCGAAAAGUCACUGGAUCAAUACCUGAGCCAAAGUCUUUCAAUGUGCCCUUGAGCGUGCCAUUUAACCCUAAUUUGCUCCGGGAGCAUCGUACUACUAUGGCUAACCCUGUAAAACACAUUUCACUGAACCUAUCUGGUGUAUGUGACAAUACAAAACAACAUAUAUCAUCAGGUUGGUGGCUAAAAUUGUCUUCAUUAUGUAACACACUGCCAACAGACAAUAAUUAGCCUACAGUAGUCAUCACAGGAAUGCAUUGACAGCCUAUAAUACUCACAAACACACAGUUAGUCACAUACUCCAGUUAACACCAACAUACCUGAGGUACGGGCAGACUAGGAGAACCGGCACAGUAUUUUCCCUCAGAAAUAAGUACACCUAUUUUUUACAGAUGUGGUAUUUGUUUGUGUGUGUGUGUGCAUGUCCUACUGUUGCGGUUUCUUAAUCACUACAGGGUUGAAUACAUUUGACCGUCAUUUUUGGACACAAAAAAGUAACAACUAAGUCAUGUACAUAAUGUUGUAAACCACAAAACCUUGUCUGUGAUUAUUUUACUGSUAGAGUCGCAAUAUUGGUAACAUAGAGCUGAAACAUCUAGUUGAGUCCUACUCUAGUAUUAUGAUACCAUAUGUGUAUUAAUUCUACAGCAGGCUUCAUAGGUGUAAACUCUGUGGUAAUUGCUCCACCUGAUAGAUUUGCUUAAUUAAAAAAACAAUUUUUUUAGUUAAGCAGGCAUAAAUGGAACUCAAUUCCCCUUUUAUGUAUUUUUUCUCUCUAUGCGUAUUCUGACCGUGAACUUAAGCAUGAGAAUAGCAUGAUAUUCACCUGCUACUUGUUUGGGGUAGACAUCAACGAAAUGAAGGUGUGGCGGAGGUAUGUUUACAGAUACGCAGUAUUCUGACUUAGACUUAAUUCCACCACCUUUACGUGCAAGGAAAGGUCGAGCAAACCUUUCGGUUCCAAGUGGGAAAAGCAUCUACUUCAUUUUUCUGAUAGAAAUAACAGCAUUCAUUUUUCUGAUAGAAAUAACAGCAUUCUCCAUGCACAUGACGUAUUGUGGCCCCUUUUCCGCAGUGAAGUAGGUUAUAAAGAGCUGUGCCAUUAUUCAGAAUGUUAAUUGUAUGCCCUCAUAAUGUGUGUGGAUGAAAUGGAGACCCAAGCUAUAGGCUUCUGUACGGCAAACUUGUGAAUGUUUUAGUUAUAUGCCAGAGCUUUUCUCCAUUUURUUUUCCAAAUUGUAYCMUGUUAAAUAUUAGCCACUAUCGGGAGACACCCGUCAGUACAUCCAUAUACAUCUGUCACUUUAGUGUUAGUUUCCUUCUAUUUGUAACCUAUUGAUUCGUUCCAUUCCAUUUACCAUUCAUUCCUCGGUUAUGUCCAUGUAGUUGUUCCUGAGGGUUGCURGCAUUAGUGGAUCAUAUAGACCCUUUUCCCCCCCGGAUGCACGCGACUCUUGGCGGCAGUAAGAAAGCCAUCACCAUCUGCGCCCAUUCAUCAUAGCCUAGAUUUAAGGUUGWAUUACUUCUAAACAAAAUAUAAGUUCUCAUAUGCUUACAAUGAUGUUUUGAUUCUUGCUUGAACAGUAGCUAGGAUUAUAUUUGGGUUGUGAGCUUUGCAAAAUAACUAUUUUGGAUGCAGCGGUUGUUAGCUAGAAUGCUAAYGCUCAUUGUUAUAGGCUGUUGCAAAAAUAUAGCCAAAGAACCAUUUUACUGGUUGAAGUUGGCCCAGCAACCUUUUUGUUACUGGCCCAACUCUCCUACCCGCCAGGCUACCUGCCKCCCCAUUAAACAUAUUCAKUGUGUGCAAGGUAGACACACACCUGUAGAGCACAUUACGCUCCUGCAUUAGGUAAAUCUGAAUAACAACUACCAGGGUGCAAAUUGCAGGGGCCCAGCUCCCCUGAAUGAGACAUUAGCUCCCCUAAAUGCAAGUCAAACUUGGGGAGGUCUCUAAAUAAUGCUAAUUUCACCAUUCUUCUGUUUGUUUAAAAUGUAGUGCUAAAUAUGUUUUACAGUGCUAAAUAUAACAAAUUAAAGCUUCCAUAUGAAACAAA
This is a messenger RNA of Salvelinus sp. IW2-2015, 5852 nucleotides long. Its product is annotated as rho guanine nucleotide exchange factor 15-like. Gene Ontology annotation, molecular function: guanyl-nucleotide exchange factor activity; protein binding. NCBI's taxonomy places the organism in Eukaryota, Metazoa, Chordata, Actinopteri, Salmoniformes, Salmonidae. The transcript is spliced from 16 exons. The record is from RefSeq and is a predicted model, not a curated record. Gene Ontology annotation, biological process: activation of GTPase activity. Bases 412 to 3303 code for a protein of 963 amino acids.